Coregonus clupeaformis (lake whitefish) is the source of this 2089-nucleotide messenger RNA. Its product is annotated as 6-phosphofructo-2-kinase/fructose-2,6-bisphosphatase. Bases 112 to 1575 code for a protein of 487 amino acids. The record is from RefSeq and is a predicted model, not a curated record. Gene Ontology annotation, molecular function: fructose-2,6-bisphosphate 2-phosphatase activity; ATP binding; 6-phosphofructo-2-kinase activity. Gene Ontology annotation, biological process: fructose metabolic process; fructose 2,6-bisphosphate metabolic process. NCBI's taxonomy places the organism in Eukaryota, Metazoa, Chordata, Actinopteri, Salmoniformes, Salmonidae. The transcript is spliced from 15 exons. Gene Ontology annotation, cellular component: cytosol; 6-phosphofructo-2-kinase/fructose-2,6-biphosphatase complex.
GUCAGGUGACCCCGCCAGAGUUCACUGAAGCAAGAGGCUGUGUUGCUCCUCUUGUCUCCCUCGCACACACUCGCUCCGCUGAACAGGGCCAGGGGGACUGUGCUGUGUUGCAUGACUCUGUCUGUCUGGGCUCUGCCGAGUGCCGACAUGACCACAGAACAGGAGAAGAAUGAGCUCACGCAGACUCCUCUGCUCAAGAUAUGGGUGCCUUGGCUGGGGAUGGGAGGCUGCAAGCUAAGUCGCCGGAGAGGCUCCUCCGUGCCCCAGCUCACCAACUCCCCCACUCUUAUUGUGAUGGUUGGACUGCCUGCCAGGGGGAAGACAUACAUAUCCAAGAAGCUCUCCCGCUACCUCAACUGGAUAGGGGUUCCAACAAAGGUCUUCAACUUGGGCCAGUAUCGCAGGGAAGCAGUCCAGAGCUACAAGAGCUUUGAAUUCUUCAGACCGGACAAUGAGGAGGCCAUGCAGAUACGCAGGGCCUGCGCUACAAAUGCCCUUAAAGAUGUAGUUAUCUACUUCUCGAAGGAACAUGGACAAGUAGCCGUGUUUGAUGCCACCAACACAACACGGGAGAGGAGGAUAUCCAUUGUGAGCUUUUCCAAGGAAAAAGGCUACAAGGUAUUCUUCGUGGAGUCCAUUUGUGAUGAUCCAGACAUCAUUGCACAGAAUAUCACGGAAGUGAAGGUGAGCAGCCCAGACUAUGUGAACUGUGACAAGGAUGAGGCGCAGGCAGACUUCCUGAAACGUAUCGAGUGCUACAAGCAAACCUAUGUGCCUUUAGACGAUGAGAAAGACAGGCACCUGUCUUACAUCAAGAUCUUCAAUGUGGGCUCUAGGUACCUGGUGAACCGUGUGCAGGACCACAUCCAGAGCCGGAUCGUCUACUAUCUCAUGAACAUCCAUGUCACGCCGCGCUCUAUCUACUUGAGCCGCCACGGGGAGAGCGAGCUGAACCUGCUGGGUCGCAUUGGGGGAGACUCAGGACUCUCUCCCAGGGGUCACAAGUAUGCCACUGCCCUGGGGGGCUUCAUCAAGGGCCAGCAUAUAAAGGAUCUGAAGGUGUGGACCAGCCAUAUGAAGAGGACCAUCCAGACUGCAGAGCAUCUGGGGAUCCCAUACGAACAGUGGAAGGCUCUCAAUGAGAUUGAUGCAGGUGUGUGUGAGGAGUUGACAUACGAGGAUAUCCAGGAGAACCACCCAGAAGAGUUUGCACUGAGAGACCAGGACAAGUACCGGUACCGUUACCCCAAGGGUGAGUCAUAUGAAGACCUGGUCCACCGUCUGGAGCCAGUCAUCAUGGAGCUGGAGAGACAGGAGAAUGUGCUGGUCGUGUGUCACCAAGCCGUCAUGCGUUGCCUGCUUGCCUACUUACUAGACAAAACCGCAGAUGAGUUGCCAUACCUAAAAUGCCCUCUUCAUACGGUGUUCAAACUUACACCGGUGGCCUAUGGGUGUAGAGUGGAGCAUAUUUGCCUAAACAUUGAGGCAGUCAACACGCACAGAGAGAGACCUGGGAAUGUGGACGUAACCAGAGACCCAGAAGAGGCGCUGAAGACUAUUCCUGACCACUUUUGAAUAUGAUUUAGAGGAUAUGGACUCUAGGACCAUACUGAACCAGCAAUAUUAUAUUUUCAAGUUUUAACUUUAUUUUUCGAUCAUUUAUGUCUUUGUACCUUUUCAUACUAAACCUUGUCAAAAGCAAGUGUCAAAGGGAAAAAAGAUAAGGAAGAACACUGGAUGAAUACAAGAUCAAAAAUGACAAACCGCACUGCCUACAGAAACAGUGAGGGGGGAAAUUGACUUUCUGCCUCCUAAUGGCAACAUGGGACGGCUAAAGCCCAGUACUGUAUGAGUGUUGUUGACUGACCUAUAAUGUCCAAGAAAUGUGCCUCAGUCUGCUCUGUCUGACCCUGGAGUCUCAUGGUGAAGUGCAGUUGGACAGGCGGUGUCAGAGGUGGUUUGGCAUAGAAUUGUGUGAAAGUGGCCUAACAUGUUGAGGUCAAUCAAACGUUUUCUCAGACAAUUCUAACAAAGAAAAAAAUGUCAUCCAUUCUAGUGAACUGGUAGAUUAAUAAACAAAUAUUCUGUU